Messenger RNA from Coprinopsis cinerea okayama7#130, 276 nucleotides. RefSeq lists its product as hypothetical. The record is from RefSeq and is a predicted model, not a curated record. The transcript is spliced from 2 exons. Bases 1 to 276 code for a protein of 91 amino acids. NCBI's taxonomy places the organism in Eukaryota, Fungi, Basidiomycota, Agaricomycetes, Agaricales, Psathyrellaceae.
AUGACGAACAGGGACCGCUUGGAGAGGACGAAUGGACACGGGGCACGACGUGAUAGGCCAGAAGAUCCGCUAGGACGAAGCACGAGGCUGGAACCCAUGAGACAUGACGCUCGAAUGGAAGGGUUUGCACCGACAGGAGGCCCGACGUUCCGAGAGUGUGGGGACGCUGCAACCGUGACAAAGCCUGAUUACGCGAUCGAUAGGGGGUCGUCGCCGACCAUCGUUGACGUUCGAGAGGUGCACUUGAAGACAUCGAGAGGGAUAAAGCAGCGGUGA